Messenger RNA from Rotaria sordida, 402 nucleotides. The record is from the annotation of a GenBank genome assembly. Lineage: Eukaryota; Metazoa; Rotifera; Eurotatoria; Philodinida; Philodinidae.
AUGACAUCACCUUCAGCAAAUGUUGCUUGUGUAUGGGGUGUGAAUGGAAUAUCAGGCACAGCAAUGAUUGAUUAUUAUAGUGUUCAUAAAGGUGGUGAAUAUCUUGCAUUUUGUCCUUUCACUGAAAAUUCUUCUCGUCAUAAAAGUUCGAAUUUUUAUUAUAUACAAGAAGAUCUUCUUGAAGAAUAUGCUGGAAAAAAUAAUUGGAAAUAUAUUAUCACACGACCUAAUGUUAUUAUUGGUGUAUCAAAAGGAAAUUUUAUGAAUUUUGCUAUUACUCUAGCACUUUAUGCUUGUAUUCAAAAAGAAAAAGGUCAACUAUUAGUUUUUCCUGGUAAUGAAAUUGCUUGGAAUUCAAUAAUUGAUCAUUCAGAUGCAUUAAAUAAUGCACAUUUCCAAUGA